Molecule: messenger RNA, 600 nt
Organism: Ylistrum balloti
Lineage: Eukaryota; Metazoa; Mollusca; Bivalvia; Pectinida; Pectinidae
Exons: 1
Coding region: 1-600 (199 amino acids)
Source: RefSeq, a predicted model, not a curated record
AUGAGGAAUGCUUCACGAUCACUUAGUAGUAAGGGACAUUGCCUUGGCGACUUGUUGGAGGCAUCUAUGAAAUUUGAGGAACGCGCUAAACGCCUAAAUGAAAGAGAAGCCGAAAAAUUGGAAAGAAUUCAACGAAGCAUGAUCAGAAAUCAACGUGUCAGUGACAAUCUCAGGACACGUGUCAUGUCUCGAACAGAAGCUUCUCUGAAAAACAUAACUGGAUUCCAAGAAGUCUUGUCCAAAGAUUAUACUGUGCGGAAAUUCAAAACAAUGGAAAGAGGUUUUAACAACAGGUAUAGACUACGACCUGUUUCACCUAGAACGGCAAGACAUUUGAAAUUAGAAACAAGGGCAUAUUACUCUGGUUUGGAUAGGAAAUGGUUCCAACCGGAAAUUAACCGAAAAAUGUACCAACAAGAUCAUAGAAAAGUUCAAAGAAUAUUGCAAAAAGUUCUGAAAGAUGAUUGUGAAGGGCAUAAUCAAUUACUGGACAGAAAUUUGUCAGACGAAGCAUUUCAGCAAGAAAUACAUAAUAGACUCACCAAUAAAAAAGAUAUAAAAAUUGCUAGAUUCCAAUAUACAAGCAGCAAUAGAGAUUGA